This is a messenger RNA of Sphaerodactylus townsendi, 2256 nucleotides long. It is a transcript of the gene TRAPPC14, whose product is annotated as trafficking protein particle complex subunit 14. The coding region runs from base 318 to 2057 and encodes 579 amino acids. Gene Ontology annotation, molecular function: alpha-tubulin binding. Gene Ontology annotation, biological process: cilium assembly. The record is from RefSeq and is a predicted model, not a curated record. Gene Ontology annotation, cellular component: TRAPPII protein complex. Lineage: Eukaryota; Metazoa; Chordata; Lepidosauria; Squamata; Sphaerodactylidae. The transcript is spliced from 11 exons.
AUGAGACCGGCCGAGGACCCCCAGCCCCCUCUCCAAGGAGCCAGCGACCCCCCCCCGCAGGGGCGGGGCUUGGAGGCCGGCGGGGCUGGCUGCGCGCGCGCGCCUGCGCGUUUCUGCGCGCAUUCCUCCUCCUCCUCCUCCGCACUCCGCUGCCGGCCCGGCCUUGCUCCUCCUCCUGCUGCCGAGGUGGGGCGGGCUGGCUCCUGCCUUCCUGACCGGCCUCCCCGCCCUCCGGGCUCGGGGCUCCGCUCCAGGCCCCACCCCCCGCAGCAGCUGGGCCGCCGGUUCCGCGCUUGGCGGGGCGGCCGCCCGGCGGGAUGGAGUCGCAAUGCGACUACUUCAUGUACUUCCCGGCGGUGCCCUUCCCGGCCCGCGAGGCGCUGGUGGCGGAGCCGGGCCGGUACCGCGCCCUGCCGCGCAGGAACCACCUCUACCUGGGCGAGACGGUCCGCUUCUUGCUGGUGCUGCGCUGCCGCCCCGGAGCCGCCGGCAGCCCCCGGCCGCCCUGGGGGGAGCUGGCCGCCUCGCUCGCCGCCCUGGCCAGCGUCAGCCCCGGCGCCAGCUCCGCCUGCGGCUGCGGCGCGGAGGGCGGCGGUGAAGAGGCCGGCCCGGAGGCCUCCGCCGACGGCGAGGGGAGCCGCUUCCGGGACUGUCCGCCGCUGCUGACCCACGGCCACGGCUCCGCGGAGAGGCCCGCCGCAGGAGUGCCCCUGGAAGAGCCCAUUGUCUCCACCGACGAGGUGAUCUUCCCGCUGACCGUCGCUCUGGACAGGCUGCCCCCCAGCACCGUCAAGGCCAAGAUCGUGGUGACCGUCUGGAAACGGGACCAAGAGAAAGCCGAGGUGCGGGAGCGCGGCUACCUCAGCAUCCUGCAGGAUCGAGCCCCAUCGCAGACCUUCCGGGAGGAGCAGGGGGCCUUCAAGGCUCAAGUGAGCACCCUGCUGACCCUGCUGCCGCCUCCGGAGCUGAAAUGCCAGCCGUGCAACGUGUCCGGGAAGCACUUGGCAGUCCUGAAAGUUCUGAAUGCUGCUUCCCAGGAGGAGCUCUCUGUGUGGGAUGUGCGGAUUCUGCCCAACUUCAACGCCAGCUACCUUCCCAUGAUGCCCGAUGGGUCCGUCUUGUUGGUCGAUGAUGUCUGCCAUCAGUCGGGCGAAGUUUCAAUGGCCUCUUUCUGCCGUGUGCCCUCAGCUGCCUCAGCCUGUCCCUGCUCCCUUCGAGCUCUCGAGGAGCAGAAUUUCCUCUUCCAGUUGCAGGCGCCAGAGCAGCCCCCCCACAGCACUAAAGAGGGCCUGGAAGUCCCCCUCAUUGCUGUGGUUCAGUGGUCAACCCCCAAACUGCCAUUCACCACCCGGAUCCAUACUCACUACAGGCUGCCCAGCAUCCGCCUGGCCCGCCCGCACUUUGUGAUGAUGGCCGAGUGUGAGUCUCCGGUGACCCUGCACCGCCGCUUCACGGUCACCUACACCCUCAUCAACAACCUGCAGGACUUCCUGGCUGUGCGACUGGUGUGGACGCCAGAAAGUACAGCUGCUGCCUUGCCCUUUGCUCCUUCAGGCAAGACGCUUUCUUGUGCAGAACGGCGGGCGGUCCACGACAGCCAGGACUCCAUCGUCUGCCACACGCCCCUCAACAACUUGGGCUACUCUCGCAAAGGCAGCGCCCGCACUUUCUGCGUCACGUUCCAGGCCCUGCGGGCUGGCCUCUACGAGCUGUCCCAACACAUGAAGCUGAAGCUCCAGUUCACCGCCAGCAUCUCCAACCCGCCCCCCGAGGCCCGGCCUGUUUCCCGCAAGAGCAGCCCCAGUAGCCCUGCUGUCCGGGAGCUGGUGGAGCGCCACCAGGCCAGCCUGGGCCGCUCACAGAGCUUCUCGCACCAACAGCCCGCACGAGGGCACCUCAUGAGGUCAGGCAGCGUCAUGGAGCGCCGAGCCAUCACGCCGCCCGUGGGCUCCCCCGUUGGCCGACCCCUUUACUUGCCCCCCGACAAGACCGCUCUUUCCCUUGACAAAAUAGCCAAACGCGAGUGCAAAGUGCUGGUGGUGGCCCCCGUCACGUGACAGGGGCAGGGAAGCCCCCCCCCCCCAGCACACUGCAGCAUGCCUUCCCAAGGUAUUGGCAGCCCCUUCCUGCUGCUCCCCAUCUGGGAGUUCAGUCACCCCCCCCCAUGUUCCUCUGGGGAGGGAGGGGCUGCAGUCUUGCAAAGGAUUGUGCAGUUGCAUGGAGAGCCCGAUGCAGCUCUGCAGAAGCUCCCCCACC